AUGCCAAAAGGAUUGGUCAACAAUGACAAAUCGAGAAAACAGAUACAAAUACAGAUACAUAGUAUCGGGGUGGUGAAAAAGGGGAGGAGAUUGAGGGGAAACUUCAAUGCAGACAACUUGUCUGAAGCGCACAUUGAACACCCGCAAGGUCCCAUCAGCGCUGCAAAAACGCAGGACCAUGCGGCACCAUUCAGCGCUGAGGAAAUUUGUAUCCGGUGCGACUACUGGACUAGAAUGUUCUAUGCUCAGGAGAGAUCCCGAAUCAUGGCAUCGGGCUAUGUCAAGUGUGUGGAGACAAAUAGCGGAAGUGUUCCGGAUAAUAGGAAACAAAUAGGAAAAUGGGGAGCAGAAAGAGGACAUCAGGACAGCGACUUGGGGGGGGACAAGUGUACAAAUGAGGAUAAGACAAGCGCACUGAAAAUUGGUCAAUAG
This is a messenger RNA of Cantharellus anzutake, 432 nucleotides long. RefSeq lists its product as uncharacterized. The record is from RefSeq and is a predicted model, not a curated record. Bases 1 to 432 code for a protein of 143 amino acids. NCBI's taxonomy places the organism in Eukaryota, Fungi, Basidiomycota, Agaricomycetes, Cantharellales, Hydnaceae. The transcript has 4 exons.